AUGGCUCCGCAACGCAUACACACUCCAGACCACAUGCUAUCGCGAACACCAACCAAAAUCGACCCGCCCACCCCACAGCCACCCAUGCUCCCACUACCCAACCCACACAGGCCGACCGGACCCAUCUCACGAACCGAGCCAUUCUCUUCCCUUCCUCCAAACGACACCAACCCCAAUCCCAUCCAGAUCCAAUGCCAAACCGACGAAGACGAAGAGUCCCCCGUCGGCCGCGUGUGA
Messenger RNA from Letharia columbiana, 237 nucleotides. RefSeq lists its product as uncharacterized. Lineage: Eukaryota; Fungi; Ascomycota; Lecanoromycetes; Lecanorales; Parmeliaceae. Bases 1 to 237 code for a protein of 78 amino acids. The record is from RefSeq and is a predicted model, not a curated record. The transcript has 2 exons.